UGCCCACCCUCCUGCCAGGGGACCCACGGCCCUGACACAGGGUGCUAUGGGUUUUAACCAUCGGGCUCCUCACCCAGCGGAGUAGGAAAGCGAUGGUCGCCGCCGAAGUCAAGUGCCUGGCUCAAGGAAAAAAAAUUCCCACAUGAAGAAAAAGGACCUUCUGCAUUGUGUGAUGGAUUCAGAAGCCCAUGAAAAGAGGCGAAAAAACCUGUCACCAUCUUCAAAUCAAGAUACAUCACACAAUGUAAAUGUUAAUGAGUUUAAGCAUUACCUUUGCGGAUGCUGUGCAGCCUUUAGCAAUAUAGCAGUCACAUUUCCCAUUCAGAAAGUCCUUUUUCGGCAACAGCUAUAUGGACUCAGAACCCGAGAUGCUAUACUUCAGUUAAAGAAAGAUGGAUUGCGAAAUUUGUACAGAGGAAUUCUGCCUCCAUUAAUGCAGAAAACUACAACAUUAGCACUUAUGUUUGGUCUCUAUGAAGAUUUCUCUUCUAUUCUCGGCAAGCAUGUUAUUAGUUCUCCUGAAAUUGUGACUCGAAGUGUAGCAGCUGUUUUGGCUGGAACAACAGAGGCCCUUCUUACACCACUGGAACGUGUACAGACAUUACUGCAAGACCAGAAGAAUAAUGAUAAAUUUACAAACACCUUGCAUGCUUUCAAGGCACUGAAAUCCUAUGGCAUUGCAGAAUAUUAUCGAGGUUUGCUACCCAUUCUUUUCCGUAAUGGACUCAGCAAUGUACUGUUUUUUGGCCUUCGAGGACCCAUUAAGGAAUAUUUGCCUGAAGCAAAAUCUCAUAGUGCUCAUUUGGUUGAUGAUUUUAUCUGUGGAGGUGUAUUGGGUGCCAUGUUGGGAUUCUUUUUUUUCCCACUGAAUGUUGUAAAAACUAGAAUGCAGUCACAAAUUGGUGGGGAAUUCCAAUCUUUCUCCCAAGUUUUUGGAAAAAUCUGGGUAGAGCGUAAUGGGAAAUUGACACAUCUUUUCAGAGGCGCCCAUUUGAAUUACCAUCGAUCCCUCCUAUCCUGGGGCAUAAUAAAUGCAACUUAUGAAUUCUUGUUAAGGCUUUUAUGAAAGAUGUCUUCAAUAAAUCCCAAUAAUAAGCUCAGUAGAACUAAGAAGACAAAUUACAUUCUGAUUUUUAAUAGGCUAAAUACUAGACAGUGUCAUAAGUCAAACAGCAAAAUGAAAUGUGGGCAAAAUAAUUUUUCUUUGGGCUAGAAAUGAGCAUAAAAGUUUAUGGGCAGGAAAGUUAAAUUAUUUUUGACAAUAAGGUUAGGCUUUUGGUAUCAUUAAUUACCAUCAGUGUUGAUGAAAAGGUUCAGAGUCCAAGAAGUGAUUUUUUUUUCUUACUGUAAAUUCUUUGAAUCAUCUAUAUUAAAACUUGAACUGCCCCAAACACAGCUGGAGAAAAGGGUCCUAGUGUUGUUCUGAGGUUUCUCGGGCAUUUUGUGCUCCAUUGUCUUGCUUGUUCUCUAGAGCUGUAGAAUUAGGGUCUUUAAGUUUUGUGAGUUUUCAGAAUUCAGAGGGUCAGAGAAAGAAAGUAAAAUAGAGAAGAAAAAGAAGUAGCUCUAUUAGGUAUGGGCUUUUCAUUAAAACUACUUACCUUCAAUGUAACAAAGCCAAAUAUGUACAGUUACCAAAUUGUGUUGCUCUUAAGUCACAAAGGUUUUAUUUACAGUGAUGGAACUGAGCAACUUAUUCACAAAAUAACUUUCUCUUCUGAAAAACUCAACUUUAAAUUAGUCAAAAUUUCAAAUUUUCCUUUCUAGAUGCAAUUUUCCUAUUUAAUUGAUCCAAGAUUUAUGAUGAACCCUUAGAGCUUUAGAUGUUGUUUUACCCUGCUUAAAGUUAAAUUUCAUCACAAAAAUGGGGAAACUUGAAUCUCUUUGUCUUUUGAGAAAAAAUUUUCAUUCCAUUUUCAUGUGGAUUUCUGUUUUGUUGAAUUAUUGCUUCAUCUGCAAAAGUGUGUUGUUUCCUCACAUAGUCAUAGUUGAGUAAGUUGAAAUUCCACUAAAUAUAUCCCUUCUUCCUCCCCUCUUUAAAUUAAAGAGAAGCAGCUUUGUUCACUUGUUAACUUCAUCUUCACAUCUGUGUGUGAC
This is a messenger RNA of Gracilinanus agilis (Agile Gracile Mouse Opossum), 2094 nucleotides long. RefSeq names its product solute carrier family 25 member 51 (gene SLC25A51). The record is from RefSeq and is a predicted model, not a curated record. Lineage: Eukaryota; Metazoa; Chordata; Mammalia; Didelphimorphia; Didelphidae. Bases 143 to 1066 code for a protein of 307 amino acids. The transcript is spliced from 3 exons.